UUCACCAAGUCACCGAAACGCUUCAAUCUGGAAUCCAAGGGAAUUUUGAUACGGCAAUGUCCACGACUACAUGCGUUUGCCGUUCGUUGGACAAGUUACACCGCCCAAACGAUCCAGUCGAGGCUGUCCCGCAUACUUGCAUAAGAAAAGGUGCGACGGCAAGCGAGUCUCAACAAAGCUCAACAGAAUAGGCGGAAUGCCUGGCUGAUCUGUUCGUCACAAUCAUCGGUCAGGCUAUCAGCCAAAAAAUGUCAGCCAGUGGGAGGCUUGGACUACCGUCAGACGUUGAUGCCAUCACCAAUGUCAUCAUCAAGACAAUGCCCCUCGACCCGCAAUGGGACUACCGUUUCCCUCUGCGGAAAGAAUUUCCCGAGGACCACUACAAGUACACGCGCAUGUUAUUCGAAUACUUCUUAGACCCUUCGUUUGAUGACUGGACAGUCAUGGUGAUUGAAGAUGUUGACCCCGCCGGCAGCGAGAAGCUCAAGAUCGCCUCCAUUAGCAUGGACCACACUAUGUCCCCCAGGACCGCAACUAAUCGUGAGGUUGACAAGCGAGGAGGCAGCACACGUAGAGAUGCCAACCAGCAACACUUCAACGCCUUCCACAAUGGUCAGGCUAAGGCCUAUAAGAAGUACUUUGGGGACAUUGGGCCGGAGCAGCUUCAUCUUCAGAUCCUGGCAACCUUACCAGACUUCCAGAGACGCGGCCACGCGACUACGCUUUGCAGAUGGGGUAUGGACGUCAUUCGCAGAGAGUCGUUGAAGGAUAUCUCGGUCAUGGCGAGCCCUAUGGGAUAUCACCUGUACACACGGCUGGGGUUCGAUCACCUUGCUACCGUCAUCAUUCAGGUCCUCGGAGAAGAUGAGAAACUUACUCUUCAAGCGAUGAAGUAUGCCUCUAUCGUGGAUGGGAAAUUGGCAAAUCUGUAGCUGCUCAUACGGCUAUAGCCGCUAAAGUGUAAAGCGAGGGCUUAAGCCGUCUUACUAGAGACAAGCUGCAAGGCUGGUGUUGAUUUCACACAAAGUAUGGUAGCGAUGACUUAUCUCUGUUUUUUUCUC
This is a messenger RNA of Neurospora tetrasperma FGSC 2508, 1061 nucleotides long. RefSeq lists its product as uncharacterized. Gene Ontology annotation, molecular function: acyltransferase activity, transferring groups other than amino-acyl groups. NCBI's taxonomy places the organism in Eukaryota, Fungi, Ascomycota, Sordariomycetes, Sordariales, Sordariaceae. The transcript is spliced from 4 exons. The record is from RefSeq and is a predicted model, not a curated record. Bases 249 to 932 code for a protein of 227 amino acids.